This is a messenger RNA of Melanotaenia boesemani (Boeseman's rainbowfish), 979 nucleotides long. RefSeq names its product mast cell protease 1A-like. The record is from RefSeq and is a predicted model, not a curated record. Gene Ontology annotation, biological process: proteolysis. The coding region runs from base 103 to 855 and encodes 250 amino acids. Gene Ontology annotation, molecular function: serine-type endopeptidase activity. The transcript has 5 exons. Lineage: Eukaryota; Metazoa; Chordata; Actinopteri; Atheriniformes; Melanotaeniidae.
GGUCGGAUAUCAGUACAUGAUAAUCACACCAACAGAGCAAAACAACUCUAUAAAGGAUUCAGCUUCACAUCCCAACAAGCACAUGUAUGACCUGCUGCCAUCAUGUACGGCCUGCGUGCUUUUCUGCUCUUCUAUGUUCUGACAUGUGUUGGACAAACAGUGCAUGGGGGUAAAAUUAUCCAUGGCCAAAAAGCCCCAAAGAACUCACUGCAGUACAUGGUCUCUGUGCAAGACGACGAGGGCCAUGUUUGUGGAGGAUUUCUCAUCACUCCGGACUUUGUGAUGACUGCUGCACACUGUGGUGAAAUUAAACUUACACACGUUAUCCUGGGAACCCACAAUAUCAAGAGGAACAAUUAUGUAAAAAGAGAGAUUGAAAUGACUUACAUGCAUCCUAAAUACAACCCGAAAAAAAUUAAGUGUGACAUCAUGCUCCUUAAGUUAGCUGUUGAAGCUGACUUAAAUGAAAGAGUCCACACAAUUCCAAUUCCAAAGUUUAAAAAAAAAGCACUGGUAAAUCAAACAUGCUCUGUGGCUGGAUGGGGAAAGAUUAACCCCUGGAAUUCAGGGGUCAGUGUGCUGAGAGUGGUGAACGUGUCGGUCAUUGAUCCAGAAUUCUGUAAGAAGGAAUGGGAAGUUCUUCCUCCCAAUGUGAUCUGUGCAGGUGGAAGUGGCACAUACAAAGGAACCUGUAAUGGUGACUCUGGUGGUCCUCUGGUGUGCAAUGGGAUGGCUGUCGGCAUUGUUUCUUUUGGUAGCAGUUCCGACUGCAUCUACCCAGAUCUGCCGAAUGUCUACACGGAUAUCUCAAGAUACGUUGUCUGGAUCAACAAGAUUCUGAAGGAUAAUUAUUAAAUAUAAACUUGUUACUCAAAGCUUUGCUCCAGCAUCUCAGAGGUUAAAUUUAGCCUCUUGAUAUAAUUGCUUCAGUAGUGUUUGCUCUUAAACCUAAAUGCAGAAUAAAAACAUCUUUCAAACA